GCCCACUCGACAGACCAACGGCGGCAGCGGUGUGAUGGGAUGGCGCUUCGGGUGGCGGAGCUCCGGCGACUCCUCCUCCUCCGCGGCGAGGCGGCCCUCCCGCUCCCCCUCGCGUGGCGCGGUCGGCCGGUGAGCACCUCCGCCCGUGACGAUGAGCUCGCCGGGAAGAGCGCCUACGAGGUGCUUGGGGUGGGGGAGACCAGCUCCUUCGCCGAGAUCAAGGCCUCCUUCCAUCGCCUCGCUAAGGAGACCCACCCCGACGUCGCCGCCGCCUCCGCCGGCUCCAGCCACUUCCUUCAGAUCCUCGCUGCCUACGAGAUCCUAUCAGAUUCGCAGAGAAGGGCUCACUAUGAUAUCUACCUCCGAUCGCAGAGGCGUGUUUUGCAGAAACAUCCUAGGCCAUCUCAACACGUGUAUCCAAAUCCAAGUGGUUCAGGCAUUGUAGUAGCAAGAGAAAGUAAUGUUGUUGAAUGGCUAAAAUGGUAUAGGCUCACUAUUGAUGACAUUGUUACGAAGAAGAGGGUUGCGACAGGGUCAGGUUGCUUUGAUAGGCUUGAAAGUGAACUGUACUCAGCAAUCCAUGCUGCAUACUAUGGUCCAGAUGUUCAGUCUGUGGAUCUCCUUCCUGAUUGCUUUGAAGCUGAGGAGAGGUCUGUGUAUGAGACCCCCGAGAUAUUGCACCUUGUGUCAGGUCGUGAUCUGUUUGGUACUGUUAAUCUAGCUGAUAGUGUUCAAAAGCUGCCAGAUGCUUGUCUGGAGAAGCGGACACUAUCUGGUUUUAAAACUUAUGGGACUAGUCAGAAUGUUUCAACAAACUUGGAGAAAAGUUCGGUACAUACCAGUCCUGUAUAUGUUCACAAGAGAGAGAUGGACAAUCAUGAUAAUCCUCAAUCAGAUGCCUAUAAGGAUAUUGAAUUGUGGAUUUGUGGCAAAUUAGUAGCUACUGCAACAAGGAGGCCCCAAUGUAGUUGCAUUGACAAAUCAGAUGUGGAAGAUCACAUACAUGUAUUUCUCGUCCCAAAUGAUGUGGCUGUGUCUGAUUCGAUACAAGGGCAUCUUGUGCUGGGAACUAUUACUGGUUUGGCCACCACUGGGGAGGAAGGCUCUUGCUGUGUCUAUGAUAGCUGUGGGCUAAAGACACAUGUAAUUGUCAAGCACAGAACAUUAAUGGUCAAACACAUGCACUGGUACCAAGUUGGAGAUGAAGUUUCUCCCUGUGAGUGUCGAUGUAGUAGGGCACGCUUACCACCUAGUAGAUAUUGGCUUUUUGAGCCUCGUUGUUACAUGCAUGACACUGGUGGGUGGUACAUUGAAACAUUUGGAAGGGACAAGAAAGGAAGGAAAAUUCUAUCACCAAGACACUGGGAUGGUUCCAAUGAACACUCUGAAAGGAGGUUGCAUCCAGCAAUGUAUCUGGCGGCUCUGGCUUACAGAUCUUUGGAUAUUGAGGAUGCUCAGCGAAGGAAAUGGAGCAUUACAACCUUCCUGGAACUGCAAUCAUCUCAUAUUCGUCAAUUGUACAAAAAAAUUUUCAAUGGGGGAAAGGGAAGUUGAUAUGAGAACAUAAUGACAAAUGGGAGCAGUUUCAGGAAUUUGAUACCCUUCUUUAACAA
Oryza brachyantha (malo sina) is the source of this 1613-nucleotide messenger RNA. RefSeq lists its product as uncharacterized. The record is from RefSeq and is a predicted model, not a curated record. NCBI's taxonomy places the organism in Eukaryota, Viridiplantae, Streptophyta, Magnoliopsida, Poales, Poaceae. The transcript is spliced from 5 exons. The coding region runs from base 40 to 1554 and encodes 504 amino acids.